Trypanosoma brucei brucei TREU927 is the source of this 903-nucleotide messenger RNA. RefSeq names its product fibrillarin. Gene Ontology annotation, molecular function: histone H2AQ104 methyltransferase activity; rRNA methyltransferase activity; RNA binding. Gene Ontology annotation, cellular component: small-subunit processome; nucleolus; box C/D methylation guide snoRNP complex. The transcript has a single exon. Gene Ontology annotation, biological process: rRNA methylation; box C/D sno(s)RNA 3'-end processing. The coding region runs from base 1 to 903 and encodes 300 amino acids. The record is from RefSeq and is a predicted model, not a curated record. Lineage: Eukaryota; Euglenozoa; Kinetoplastea; Trypanosomatida; Trypanosomatidae.
AUGCGAGGUGGGUUUGGACGUGGAGGCGGUAGUGGAUUCCGAGGCGGAAGAGGUGGCGGUGCACCAAGCCGUGGUCGGGGUGGCGCUGGACGAGGAGGUGGAAGGGGCGGUAACGCUGGACCCCACGGCCGCGGUGGCCGUGGUGGAGGGGGUCGUGGUGGGGGUGCUGGAGCCAAAGUUGUCGUUGAACCCCAUUUGUUGCAUCCCGGUGUCUUUAUUUCUAAGGGUAAAGCGGAUUCACUAUGCACGCUUAAUAUGGUUCCUGGAGUGUCAGUAUACGGGGAAAAGCGUGUAGAAGUAGGGGCAACACAGAGUGGUGACGAGAAAAAGGAGUAUCGGCUUUGGAAUCCAUACCGGUCAAAGCUUGCUGCCGCCAUUUAUGCGGGAGUAGGGAGCAUCCACAUGAAACCUGGCUCAAAGGUGUUGUACCUGGGGGCCGCCAGCGGCACGACUGUGAGCCACGUGAGCGAUCUUGUUGGACCUGAAGGAAUGGUUUACGCGGUAGAGUUCUCCAACCGAAGUGGUCGUGACCUCGUUGAUAUGUCGAAGAGAAGGCCUAACAUCGUUCCUAUAAUAGAGGACGCUCGUUACCCAAUGAAAUACCGUAUGCUGAUGCCGAUGGUGGACUGCAUUUUCAUGGAUGUUGCCCAACCUGAUCAGGCCCGGAUUCUCGCGUUAAAUGCUCAGGCAUUUCUUAAGAAUGGUGGUCAUUACGUAAUUUCUAUCAAAGCCAACUGUAUCGACUCAACCCUCGAUGCUCCCGUGGUUAUCGCAGCUGAACUUGAUAAGUUGAGAAAGGACCGUCUGAAGCCACUGGAGCAAGCCUCACUGGAACCGUUUGAAAGAGACCACGCAGUUGUCGUAGGGGUGUAUCGCUCUAUGAAGAAAGCAGUACAACAAUAA